Messenger RNA from Daphnia magna, 6060 nucleotides. RefSeq names its product kinesin-like protein KIF21A (gene Klp31E). The transcript is spliced from 19 exons. Gene Ontology annotation, molecular function: ATP binding; microtubule motor activity; microtubule binding. The record is from RefSeq and is a predicted model, not a curated record. Bases 589 to 5421 code for a protein of 1610 amino acids. NCBI's taxonomy places the organism in Eukaryota, Metazoa, Arthropoda, Branchiopoda, Diplostraca, Daphniidae. Gene Ontology annotation, biological process: mitotic spindle organization; microtubule-based movement.
GAACCCAUUCAGCAGUUCGUAGGGGGACAUCAGAUGGUGGAAACCGUUGGUCUCAGCUGUCUCCCCUUUUGUGUAUCUUUGAGCGUCCUACAACAUACUUAACCCACGUCUUCCAUUGAUUGUGUGACGAGUGACGAGACAAGUUUCAACCUUUUUAAAAACCUUAAAAAAAUCCAGUAGGAAAUGAAGAUGAUGGCUAUUCGUUUACUGGUGCCUACUGGUGCCAAACGAGUAGUAGUACAAGUGCUCUGUUCUACGUUGGCAGCGUUGAUUUUUUAGCCCAUUGUCUGUGAGUGUGUCGAUGUGUUAGGCUCUUUCAAUAGAAAAACAGUAGAGUGCUUCCUCUUUUUAAUUAUCCUGUGCAAAAAGUUUUUUUACAACUCGAUAACAACAAUAGUAAAAAAAGAGAGAGAGAAAAAAAAGAGAAGUAAUUCCGGACAUCCUGUGAUGAUCAUUAUCGACCCGCUGCAGUUUCAAUAAGUUCACUAGGACAGCCGAACUCUUGUUCAUCCACACCACAGGUUGACGUCGUCUGUGUGUCGUGUACCCAGUCAUCCUUGCAGCCCCCCCCGAAAAAUUGCAGAAGCAAUGGCGGACGAUGAUUCGACAAGCGUGCGGGUCGCAGUCAGAAUACGCCCACAAUCGGCCAGAGAAGUCAUCGAUAUGUGCCGGACGUGCACGACGGUGACCCCAAGUGAGCCUCAGGUCAUCCUCGGUGCCGAUAAGGCUUUCACCUAUGAUUACGUCUUCGACAUGGAUUGCGGCCAGGUGCAUAUUUAUAACACCUGCGUCCGGCAUCUGAUUGAAGGCUGCCUCCAGGGUUAUAAUGCCACAGUGUUAGCAUACGGACAGACUGGGAGCGGCAAAACGUAUUCAAUGGGCACGGGAUUAGAGGCGGACCAGCAACUCUGUGCCAUGAGUGAUAAUGUGGGUAUUCUACCUCGCUCGGUUCACCAUCUUUUCACAGGGAUUGAGAUGCUCAGGGAGGAAGCGAUUCAAAAUGGUCAAACACCGCCCGAAUUCCGUGUCCAGGCUCAAUUUCUCGAACUCUACAAUGAGGAAAUAAUCGAUCUUCUCGAACCAACCACUCGGGGUCAACGGUCGGAUAUGCGGAUUCACGAGGACCAGUUGGGCGGUAUCUACGUGGCCGGAGCGACAAGCAAGUCGGUAGCCAGCACGGAUGAGGCCAUGCACUGCUUACACAUGGGUGCCCUAGCGCGCACAACCGCCUCGACCCAAAUGAAUGCCCAGUCGUCACGCAGUCACGCCAUAUUCACGUUGCACAUCCGCCAGCAACGGCUAGCUCCAGCUCAGAACGGGAAUGGGGACAGUGAUGAAGGCCAGCCUAAUGGUACCGGAUCGAACGGAGAUGCUGGAUCGGAACUAGAGACGCUAUCCGCCAAAUUACAUUUUGUCGAUUUGGCCGGUUCCGAGAGGCUUAAACGAACCGGAGCGACAGGCGAUCGUGCUAAAGAAGGCAUUUCCAUCAAUUGCGGCCUGUUGGCCCUGGGCAAUGUUAUCUCUGCACUGGGUGACGCUGCACGCAAGGCAUUGCACGUACCGUAUCGCGAUUCGAAGCUGACUCGACUUCUUCAAGACUCUUUAGGAGGUAAUAGUCGCACGCUAAUGAUCGCCUGCUGUUCACCAUCUGACCGCGACUUUAUGGAAACGCUGAACACACUAAAGUACGCCAAUAGAGCUCGAAAUAUCAAGAAUCGUGUGGUUCUCAAUCAGGAUCGAAGUAGCCGUACAAUUGCACUGUUGCGACAAGAAAUUCUACAACUGCAACAGGAAUUAGCUGAAUACAAACAGGGCAAACGAGUGGUCAGCGAGGAUGGCCAUGAAGCGGUGAACGACAUGUUCCACGAGAAUCGUCUGCUACAGGCGGAAAAUCAAACGAUGCGGACGAGACUCAAAGCGCUCCAGGAGACGGUCAACUCGAUGACUGUGCGCAAUGUCGAACUGCAGGCCCAGAAAGCCGCUUCCACUUGGAGCAAAGCUGGUUGUGAUGCCGACAUUACCCAAAUGGUCCAGCACUACCUCAUGGAAAUCGAGGAAUUGAAGGCGAGGCUAUGCGAAUCGGAGAACAUGGCGUCUCAAUUGCGUCUGAGAGCCGCCACUUUGCAGACUAACAGAUCACCCGUGAAAGGUGGCCUGUCCCCUCGUAAACUCAACAGCUCCGUCAACGUGCUCAUCGAAGAAGCCAAGCGCAAUCUGGAAAAGGAUAAAUCAUUGCUGCAGAAGAAUCAAUUGCGUCGUGAAAUCAGUGGUGGCAAUGACUCGGCCAUGGAAGCUUCAGUCUCUUCGAUGGAACCGAGCAGUCUGAUGACUGGCCAAUCUCAAGCAAUGAGCAGUGGUGAGGCAAGCGAUGAAGAAGAAGAUAACAGCCCGUCGAGCGCUGAAGGCGAGAGCGACGAUAGCAGCAGUAGCAGCGAUGAUGAAGCAAAUCAAGCUGAAGAAAAUGGAGGAUUGUAUAGCGCGGAAUUGGCCGAACUCACUUCAGAAAUCAGCGUCAAACAACAAUUGAUUGAAGAGUUGGAAUUGUCGCAACGCAGACUGGAUAUCAUGAAGCAUCACUAUGAAGAGAAACUUGUCCAGCUUCAAGAACGUAUUCGGGCCACUACCGAAGAACGUGACAAAGUCUUGGCGGGAUUCGCGCAGAAUCACGGGCCAGUUAAUCCAAAUGUGGAGGGUACGCUACGACGAGUACGCGAGGACUAUGAAAAGAAAUUGUCUGACUUGCAAUCGCGUCUGAAGAAAUUUCAAGCCGCUCAACAGGAACAUGCCAAACUGCUGAAGAGUCAGGGCGAAAGUGAGCGUCAACUCAAGUCACUCAAGAACGAUUUGCUGGACAUGAAGCGAAACAAGGUCAAACUGAUGCAAAAGAUGAAAGAAGACGCCAACCGUCACAAAGAGAUUGAACUGAAACGGACACGUGAGAUUGCCCAGUUGCGGAAAGAGUCACGCAAACGGGAGAAUGAAAUCCGCACGCUGCAGAUGGACAAGCGAGUCAAGGAGACGGUACUGAAACGCAAACAGGAAGAAGUCAAUGCCUUGCGCAAAGUCCAGGCUCGUGGUCAAGGUGUUUUGAGUGAACGGGCUGCUGGCCGUGUCUUCCAGUCGGGACGGAAUUCGCGCAAACCACGUCAACCCAUGUACUCGCCCAAGGUGGCCAAGCAAAAGUGGCACAAAUUGGAACACAAUCUCUCCCAGAUGGCGUUGAACCGGUUAACGGUUUCGCAGCUGGAAAAAGAUCUGGAACGAUUGAUGGGCAAUCGCGACGAACUGGGUCGAUCACUGGCCGAAACGCUGAGAAUUCGCGAUCGCGCAUUCAUGCGGGGCAAAGAAGAAGGCUACAUCCGCGAACUCGACGAUCAGCUGGAAAGCCUCAAAGCCAAUAUCGAAUAUGUCCAGGAAAACAUUGCGGAAUGUCAACGGAAUAUUGUCCAAAUUGAAGAGACUAAAGAGGGACAAGGUGAUUUAGAUAUGGAAUUGGCUAUCCAGCCAAAUGAUAUGGAAGAGGCCCGUUACUUGUUUGCCAAGUUGAUUAACAUGAGUCUGAAUCACGCUACCUUGGCUGCCCAGCGUGAAGCUAGCAACAAGGAGCUGCAGAAUCAGGUGAAGCAAGUGCUGGAACGCGAUGCUGUCCAUCAACAGCUGUUGCAACACAUGCUGGCCCAUUCGGAUUUGGAGGUGUACAAUCUGCUGGCUACUGGCACGACCAGCACUUCUUCGGCGCAAGAAGAUCAAUUAAUAGGCGGAGGAAUCUCAUCUCGCUCCCGUUCUCCUUCGCCCGCUGAAAGCGUGGCCAGUGGCGCCACAACGGCAACAAACGCCACCGGCAGCGGGCGUUAUAGCAAGAAAAUCAGUAAGAAAGCCAGACGUCUGACCUUUGCUGCCCCCGAAGAUUUGCUUUACUAUGAGGGCGUAGUCUCAAUGAGUAACGCUGGAGGUCCACCGCCUCUUCCACCGCCCAUCAUUGAGCCGCUGGUUGAUCUACCGCCCAUACCGAAUGUCGCGCGUUCGCAAAAGAUUGAUAUUCGGAGUAAUCGCGGCUCGUCUGAGAAUAGUCUACGGGUCGACCAUAUGGCAAUCACUCCUCCCCAAAAUUUCACUUCGAACAGUUCCCUCGCUUCUCCUCGCCUACCCCGCAAAUCUGCUAAUCACAGCAAUUCAAACUUACUGGCCAAGCUUAACUCUGCCGAGCCGGGUGAAACGUCUCCGACACCACCCGCUUCACCACCCACAUUUCGACGGGGCGGAACCAGUCGCGAAGAGAAUCCCAAUGUUUUUUCACGGCUAACUCAUGGCACAAAUGUUGGCCAGGAGCCUGUACCUGACCGUGGCGUUGUCCAUCCAUUCCAGGGCAAGCUGAGCAAUAAAUCACCUCUCAUCUGCACUCGGACAGCCGAAGGGCAUUGCCAGGCAGUACUUUCCAUUUGUGCCACGGACGCCAAUCUCUUCUCAGCUUCAAAAGAUCGUACCGUAAAAGUUUGGGACCUGCAUUCCGGAGUUGAAAUUCAAUCGCUGGAUCGUCACCCCAAUAAUGUGGUUGCUGUUAAAUACUCUCCAGAAACAGGACUCGUCUUUACUGCCUCGUCUGCCUACGUAAAAGUUUGGGACUUGAGGCAAUCGCCAAGUCGCUGUAUCAAAACCUUAAGCUCUUCCGGUUGGCCGGCCAGCGGCAAUCAGGCAAACACGACUAGCACACGUAGUCUACAGCUACCUCAGGGGGAAUCGCUGAUUAACGAUAUCGCUUUGAGCGGUCAGAGUAGUGCCGUGUUGUACGCCGCGGCGGGCAGCCAGGUGCGCAUCUGGGACAUCCGGAAAUUCAGCAGCACUGGCAAGUUGAGCGGUGGCCACCAGGCAGCCGUCAUGUGUCUGGCUGUCGGAAACGCCCCAGUGGCCGGCAUAGAGUCAGACGGCAACGACAAAGUAGAAUACGUCAUAACAGGAUCUAAGGAUCAUUACGUUAAAGUGUUUGAAGUACGUGAUGGAGCCACUGGAGUUUUGAGUCCGAGGUUUAAUUUGGAUCCGCCUCACUACGAUGGUGUCCAAUGCCUUUCCUUGAGUGGCACGUCCCUAGUCUCUGGCUCACGUGACGCUUGCAUCAAGCUGUGGGAUGUCGAGCAAGGCGAGCAAGUUCUGUCACUCUCCAACGUCCACCGUGAUUGGAUAUGCGGUCUGGUCCAUCUGCCUCAACGUCUUGUCAUUUCCGGAUGUCGGGGAGGUGUCUUACGUCUAUGGUCGACUGAAUCCUGGGAUUCUGUCGGCGAAAUGCGGGCCCAUUCUGCCUCAGUCAAUGCGAUCGCUUUUAAUUCUACCAACAUUUUUACAGCCUCCAAUGAUAACACGGUCAACAUUUGGAGAUUGCGCUCCAGUGUCGACAGCAUCUCUCCUGAAGCCGGCGAAUCUUUUUGAAUUUUCUUGCAUACUGCUCGUUUUUUUUUUUACCACCCUCAUUUUUUUUUGCUUUAAUUUAAGUUUUUUAUAUAUUUUUAAGGGUAAGGAGACGUUGGUUUAGUCACUCACACACCUUCUCUCGUGUCCUUUUCGUAUUCUUUUUUUUUUUUUUAACAACUCAAGAAUUUGAAAAAGCACGGUCCGUCAAGCUGUGCAUACAACCAAAAAGAUGGUGCACAAUGCUGUACAUCUCUAGGUUUCUCUGAAACGUUUUUUUUUUUUUAGUUCUUUUUUUUUUAAACACGGAAUCAUAAUCACCAGUUUCUUAACAUUCCAGUAAGAUACCCAACACAUUCCAUUUAUACGAGUACCUAGGCGAGGAAAAAAAAAAACUUAAAAGUAUUUAAUCUCCAAAUAACCAAAAUAAUAAUGAAUAUUUGCUUCUUUCAGGACAUCCCGUCUGUUCGUAUCUGAAACGUUCUUUUUAUUUAUAUAGUUACCGAUGGAAGUUAAGGAAAGAAAUUGAUUGUAUUUUUUUUUUUUCUGGCUAUCACGAGUCUCAUACAGGAUACAUAAUUUACCAAAAUUUAUAAUAAGAAGAAUGAGGCCUUUUUGUAUAGGAGAAAAAUGUGGGAAUACACUUGAGUGAGUUCUGUA